AUGGUUCAGUCUCUCCCAUUCCUUCACAUGACAGCCUUCUCGACGCACAUCGCUGGUGGGAACCCCGCCGCGGUUGUCUUCCUAACGCCCGAACAAAACUCCCUCAUUACCGACGAUACUCGUCAAGUCAUCGGCGCCAACUGGUAUCAGCCAAUGACUGCGCUUGUAGCUCCCCGCCCCAUACCUGAAGGCCUCGGUCAGGACAAUGUACGCGCGUUCGACGUCAAGUAUUACACCGCCAAUAUCGAGAUCGGCUUAUGUGGACAUGCGACACUAUGCGCUGCAUCCGCGCUGUUCGAUCACCCUACCCUGACCACGCCGACCACUACUGUUCUGGAGUUCCAUGCUAAGAAUGGACGCAUCGUUGCUCGAAAGUUAGAGGACGGACUUGUCGAGAUCGAGCUCCCUGUGGGCAGACACGAACCUCUUGCCGCUGAAGACCCGCGCGCCGUGGCACUUCGAGCUGCGCUCGCUAGGGCACUGGGGCCGGACGUGAAGGUCAACUUCAUGGGCGCUGGACUAGCGCAUCUUGAGAUCUACUGCUUGAUCGAGAUUGAGACCGACGAUCUCCGGAACCUCAAAGUCAAGGUCGGGGAACUGAUCGAUUCCCCCUUCACCGCACAUGUCCUGACCAUGCCUUCUCGCGACCCCUCCGUUGCCUUCAUAUCACGUAUGUUCGCUCCAGCAGCCAUGAUCCCGGAGGACCACGUUUGUGGUACGGCCCACUCGAUGAUGACGCCGUAUUGGGCCGUCAAGGCGGGACUCAAGGACCAGCUCGCGAGCGACGGCGUGCGCGCUAUUCAAGUCAGUCCACGCGGAGGCGAGCUGAAAGUGUGGCUCGACGAGCAGAAGGGAGUCGUGAAACUGGCAGGGCCAGUGGCAACGAUAUCGACAGGGGAGCUGUAUGUGUGA
Peniophora sp. CBMAI 1063 is the source of this 912-nucleotide messenger RNA. The record is from the annotation of a GenBank genome assembly. NCBI's taxonomy places the organism in Eukaryota, Fungi, Basidiomycota, Agaricomycetes, Russulales, Peniophoraceae.